Messenger RNA from Pararge aegeria (speckled wood butterfly), 822 nucleotides. RefSeq lists its product as uncharacterized. Lineage: Eukaryota; Metazoa; Arthropoda; Insecta; Lepidoptera; Nymphalidae. Bases 1 to 822 code for a protein of 273 amino acids. The record is from RefSeq and is a predicted model, not a curated record. The transcript has a single exon.
AUGUCGAGAAGUACAGAAAACAGACAUUUACGCGAUGAACAAAAGAAAUAUGCGACAGUGCAAACAGACGACGGCAACUUUGUUGGAUUCCAAGCGGAGCCAUUUUGGAGAAACCGUCCCGAACUUUGGUUCAAGAAGAUUGAGGCACAACUUUCGAAUUGCAAUAUCGACGUUGACACUAAAAAGUUUAAAUUCGUCGUAUCACUUCUCGAUGAAGGUACCGCAUUGGAGGUCAAAGACGUUAUAAUCGAUCCUCCUGAUUUUGAUAAGUACGAUUAUUUGAAGGAACAACUCAUUAAGAGGAUCACGGCUAAAAAUGAACGGGAAGCAAAGAAAAGAAUGAUGGCGGAACCGAUGGGCGACCGAAAACCCUCACAGUUUUUUUGUUACCUAAACGUUUUGGCGGGAUGCUAUGUGCGUGAUGAUUUUGUGGAAGAAGUCUGGUUAGAGUGUUUGCCAAGAAAAAUACGUGCGGUUGUAGAAUGUCUUAAAGAUUAUACGAUUGAUACACAAACAAAAAUAGCUGAUCGUGUUCACGAAGUUUUCUUUUCACCGCUGGCAGAACGGCCGACGAAUACCCCGGCAAACUCAGCACUAAUGGAAUGUUUGGUGAAAGAAGUGGAAAUUUUGAAUAAAAAAGUUCAAACUCUGAAACCUAGAGGGCCAUAUAGAGCGGGCUCAAAGAGCCGAGAUGUGCAGAGUAACGGCCACCCUACGAAACCUCAAAGCAAUAUGCCGAAAUACAUGACGCAAAAUCAACCUUGUCAAUACCAUACUAAAUAUGGCGUCAAGCUAUGCAAAAUGCGCAAAAAUUGCAACUGA